GGGGCGUGCUGGUUAAGGGGGAAGGGUCAGAGGUCGUGGAGACCGAAGGCGGUCCGUGCUUCUGGGCCUGGUCGCGAUGUAGCGGUGGGGCCGGCUUCCUCUGGCAGGUUCUAGAAGGCUCCUGCGCUCCAUUAGGACUGUAGCCCCUGGAUCCCGGGUUUCCUGUUGCUGGGCUCCGCGGGCUGAGCGGGGCCGCCGCCGCUGCCGCCAUGUUUGGCUGCCUGGUGGCGGGGAGGCUGGUGCAAACAGCUGCACAGCAAGUGGCAGAGGAUAAAUUUGUUUUUGACUUGCCUGAUUAUGAAAAUAUCAACCAUGUUGUGGUUUUUAUGUUGGGAACAAUUCCAUUUCCUGAGGGAAUGGGAGGAUCUGUCUACUUUUCCUAUCCUGAUUCAAAUGGAAUGCCAGUAUGGCAACUCCUAGGAUUUGUCACGAAUGGGAAACCAAGUGCCAUCUUCAAAAUUUCAGGUCUUAAAUCUGGAGAAGGAAGCCAACACCCUUUUGGAGCCAUGAAUAUUGUUCGAACUCCAUCUGUUGCUCAGAUUGGAAUUUCAGUGGAAUUAUUGGACAGUCUGGCUCAGCAGACACCCGUAGGCAAUGCCGCAGUAUCUUCAGUUGACUCGUUCACUCAGUUCACACAGAAGAUGUUAGACAACUUCUACAACUUUGCUUCAUCAUUUGCCGUGUCACAGGCCCAGAUGACACCAAAUCCAUCUGAGAUGUUCAUUCCAGCAAAUGUGCUUCUCAAAUGGUAUGAAAACUUUCAAAGACGACUAGCACAGAAUCCUCUCUUUUGGAAAACAUAAUUUGAAUAAAAUGAUUUUUAAUGGA
Messenger RNA from Perognathus longimembris pacificus (Pacific pocket mouse), 828 nucleotides. RefSeq names its product heat shock protein nuclear import factor hikeshi (gene Hikeshi). Gene Ontology annotation, biological process: protein import into nucleus. The transcript is spliced from 5 exons. Bases 210 to 803 code for a protein of 197 amino acids. Gene Ontology annotation, molecular function: nuclear import signal receptor activity; Hsp70 protein binding. The record is from RefSeq and is a predicted model, not a curated record. NCBI's taxonomy places the organism in Eukaryota, Metazoa, Chordata, Mammalia, Rodentia, Heteromyidae. Gene Ontology annotation, cellular component: cytosol; nucleus.